CCGUGUCAGUUAAAUUUAAGCUUGAGAUUGAGUUGUCGGCAACUUUUUGCACGUUUAACUGCUGCUAAUUUUCCUUCGGGACAGUUUGCCAGUCCCGAUCCUGUACUAAAUGCAAGGAAUCUGCAAAGGGAACCAAAUUCCGGCCACUUCCGACUCCGGUAUCCGUAGUUUCUUGAACGCUGCGUUGACCAGCGGUGAUCUGAGUGAUGUACAGUUCGCAGUUGGGCGUGAUUAUGGCAUUUCUAAGAUCUUCGCAGCGCACCGAAAUAUUCUUAGCAUGCGCAGUCCGGUUUUUCGGACGAUGUUCUAUGGAAGCUUACCGGAAAAAUGUGAUGGCGCCAUUGAUGUUCCCGAUGUUCAUCCGGAUGCCUUCGCAAAUAUGCUCAGCUGCUUAUACGCUGACAGCGUUCACCUCAACCACGAGAACGUUUUCCCAACGCUGUACUGCGCGGACAGGUACGACAUACCGCUGUUGACCGAACACUGCUCCCGCUUCAUCUUUGGUGACCUGAACGCCGGCAGUUGCCUAACGUAUCUGGAAAAUGCUGUUAAAUGGCGUGCAGACGAAUUCGUCGAUCCUUGCUUGAUGGUGGUAGAUGCUUACGGGGAAUCCAUUCUGCGCUUCAAACGAUUCAUCCAAAUAGAAAGGAAAAUGUUGGAGAUGAUUCUGCGGCGCAGUUCACUGCGGGCCUCUGAAAAUGCCAUCUACGUGGCAGUGGAAAAGUGGGCAACAGCGGCAUGCACCCGUAAUAACGAGGAACCAACUGCUGCUAACCGGCGGCGGAUACUGGGUGAGGUGUUGUUCCUCGUACGCUUUCCGCUAAUGAGCGAUACUGAGCUGCUAGAUGGACCCGCCACGAGUGGCCUACUACUGGAAGCAGAAUUGUUGGACAUUUACCGGCACAAACAUGCCACCAUGCAGCCGGAAAUUCCGUUUUUAGUGGAGCCAAGAAGCUGCCUGCCGCGCCAUUAUCCGGAUAAGGAACCUGAGCUUGAAGCUGAGUCACCGUUCUGCUUAAGGAAGAUCGUCAGGUCGUUCCACUCGUAGGCCAAUAAGCUACGGAAGCGCUCACGUUUGGUGCAACAAACGCCAGUGCGUCGUCUGCCGAUAUGGAGCUUGAUUGCGUUACGUCGUGGACAAGACGGUCAUUUUGGAUUUACUCUUGUUGGAGGCUUCGGUUCGCCGAGCGGAAAUUUGCCCAUUUCGGUGCAAGCCAUCGUUGACGGAUCAAACGCCCGCAUUGAUGGCCGACUGCAGCCGGGCGAUCGGAUUGUCGCGGUGAACGGUGAGAGCCUGGAAGCGGUCUCUCGUGAUCAGGCCAGGAGAAUUUUGCGCGAUGCCGGAAACCACGUAAUCUUGGAUAUCAUCCGCUGAAUAACCUGUGGAAUGCAUUGUCUGACAUCGGCUUCGUGGGCGUGUCAGAACUAGCGAAAAUUAAUUACUGGCUUAUGUCAUUAUCUGGACUAUGGAUAUUUUGCGAAAAAAUACACUUAUAUCAUUCAAAUAAAUGGCAAGAAUUUGUGUAGUACAUGUAUGAGCGCAUCGCAAAACAACAGUCUAUAUUACCUUCUGUGUUUAAAAUAAUUAUGAUUUUCUUCCUGACGACAUGACUCAUUUCUGCAACUGCAACACCUUUCCAAUCACACAGGCAUUGUCAGAUGGACUAUGGGAAUCAAGAGAUGUCGCUUUUCGUGGACCCAUUGGAAAUGCACGACUAGCUGUUCUCUUGAUUAUAAUUUUUAUAUAACGUUUUAAUGGUGAAUUUUUUGUCUUUAAAAACAGAGUGUGCGCCGUUUACAGCAGUGGACAAUGGAACAAAUUUGUAUGAUCCGUUGAAUGGAUCAUGCAUCCGCUGAAUCUUGAAUAUCAUUCGCUGAAUAGGUUGUUAACUUGUCUGAAUCGGCUUUGUGGGCAUGUCAGGCCUCCCAUCCAUGGGAAUUGAGUAACUAACUCUAAUAAAUUAA
Molecule: messenger RNA, 1965 nt
Organism: Paramacrobiotus metropolitanus
Lineage: Eukaryota; Metazoa; Tardigrada; Eutardigrada; Parachela; Macrobiotidae
Product: BTB/POZ domain-containing protein 3-like
Exons: 9
Coding region: 110-1048 (312 amino acids)
Biological process (GO): neurogenesis
Cellular component (GO): cytosol
Molecular function (GO): protein binding
Source: RefSeq, a predicted model, not a curated record